AUGAGGAUCUCUUUACGUCUCCUCGUAUACACUUUCUUCCUUUGUGCUCUGGUCCUGGCUACGGACAAUGGCUUGACUACCCAAGUCACCUGGGACCCUUAUAGUCUCAUGGUGAAUGGAGAGCGACUGUUCGUCUUCUCGGGAGAGUUCGCCUAUGAACGUGUGCCUGUACCAGAGAUGUGGUCAGACAUCUUCCAGAAGUUCAAGGCCAAUGGUUUCAAUGCUGUCAGCAUGUAUUUCUUUUGGUCUUAUCACUCUGCUUCUCGCGAUAUCUUUGAUCUUGAGACCUCGGGAAAAAAUGUUCAAGCUGUUCUUGAUGCUGCUGCUGAAGCGGGUCUAUAUAUAGCUAAGGGGGUUCCCUGCAGCGUGAUAGCAAGAAACGGACCGUAUAGCAACGCGGAGACCAACGCUGGUGGACUUGCGCUUUGGACUUCAGAUGGCUCAGGUGGCAACUAUCGAACAUCCGAUCAGGUCUAUCAGGACGCUUGGGCUCCCUGGAUCAAGGCACUAAACAAGAUUCUGGUGAGGAACCAAAUUACGGAAGGUGGACCUAUCAUACUCUAUCAAGUGGAGAACGAGCUGCAGGAGACUGUCCACAAGGCUGAUAAUACACUUGUACUCUACAUGGAGCAACUCGAGAAAGUUGCCGUCGACUCUGGAAUUGUCGUUCCUCUGACUCACAAUGAGAAAGGCCAGAGAGGUCAAAGUUGGUCAACCGACUAUCAAGACGUGGGAGGCUCGGUCAACAUCUAUGGUUUGGACAGCUAUCCAGGUGGUCUAUCAUGCACGAACAUCAACUCGGGGUUCAACCUAGUCCGCAAUUACUACCAAUGGUUCCAGAACUAUUCCUACACCCAACCCGAGUACUGGCCCGAGUUUGAGUCCGGAUUUUACCAGCCAUGGGGAGGCUUUUGGUACGAUGAGUGCCUUGCAGAACACGACCCUGCAUUCGCUGAUGUUUAUUACAAGAACAACAUUGCCCAAAGGGGCACGCUUUUAAGCCUGUACAUGGCCAUGGGAGCCACAAAUUGGGGCAAUCUGGCGGCACCCGUGGUCUAUACGUCUUACGAUUAUUCAGCACCUCUACGAGAGACACGCGAAAUUCAGCUCAAGUUUUCUCAAACAAAACUUAUUGCGCUCUUCACAAGAGUGUCGCAGGACCUACUCUACACCGAGAUGGAAAGCAAUGGUACUGGGAAUGCUGUUUCGACUCAGGAUAUCUGGACAUGGGUCCUAAGAAAUCCAAACACUACUACAGGGUUUUAUACGACACAACACGCAAAGUCAAGCUCUAGAGCUGUGACAGACUUCUCCAUUAACCUUCAGACAUCACUGGGUCCUAUCACUGUACCAGAUGUUCAGUUGAACGGCCGUCAGAGCAAGAUUGUUGUCACGGAUUACCACUUUGGCAAGAACACCUUACUCUAUUCGUCCGUUGAUAUCCUCACCUACGGACUGUUUGGCUCGAAAGCCGUUCUCGUCCUGUAUCUUGAGCAAGACCAAGUUGGCGAGUUCGCCUUCUCUGGCAAUGUUUCGAUCAAGUCUUAUGGUAACACGAACGUUACGACAUCUCGCGUUAAGACCAACGGAACUGCGUCCUAUACCAAGCUGGUCUACAAGCAAACAGCAGGCAAGACUGCCUUACAACUAUCCAACGGUGUCUUGAUGUAUCUUCUCGAGGUCACUACAGCCUGGAAAUUUUGGGCUCCUCCAACCACGUCCGACCCCAACGUUGCUCCGAACGAGCAAAUAUUCGCCAUCGGACCCUAUCUCGUUCGCAAUGCCAGCGUCAGUAGCAACGUUGUUUCCAUAUCUGGUGACAACACCAACUCCACCACUCUUGAAGUCUAUGUUGGUGAUGCGAGCGUGGAUACAAUCGUAUGGAAUGGCGAAAAGCUUCCCACCAAGCAAACAGCAUAUGGUGCUCUCACAGCUGACCUUGCUUCGAUUGUGGACCGCAAAAUCACUAUACCAACACUCUCUGGAUGGAAAGUAGCUGAUUCACUACCAGAAGCCGCCAGAGAUUACGAUGAUUCUGCUUGGACCGUAUGCAAUAAGACCACUACCCGUGCUCCGGUCAAGCCACUGUCACUUCCUGUCCUAUACAGCUCCGAUUACGGUUACUACUCCGGUAACAAGGUAUACCGUGGUUACUUUGACGGGAAGAAUGCGGCAUCGGCCAAUGUGACUGCCCAAGGUGGCUCAGCAGCAGGUUGGAGCGCUUGGCUCAAUGGCAAACUCGUUGGCGGUGCUCCUGGAAAUGCUUCAUUACUUUCGACAACUGCUGUGCUUGAUUUUUCGAAAGCGACACUCUACGACAAGGACAAUGUACUCACUGUCGUGACAGAUUACACUGGCCAUGACCAGACGUCUACUGGUAAAGGUGCUGCGAAUCCUCGUGGUCUCUUGGGUGUAACCCUCAAAGGCUCUAGCAACGGUACUGCUACAUUCAAGCAGUGGAAGAUUCAGGGUAACGCUGGUGGCUCGGCAAACAUCGAUCCCGUCAGAGGUCCCCUCAACGAAGGCGGACUGUACGGUGAACGUCUUGGAUGGCAUCUCCCUGGUUUCUCUCCCUCGGGCACUGAAUGGUCCACUGGCUCUCCUGCUCAAGGGCUCAACUCGAGCGGCAUCAAUUGGUACGUGACAACAUUCGACCUCGAUAUCGAUUCAGACCUCGACGUUCCCAUCGGCCUUGAACUAUCGGCCCCCGCGGGUACUGUUGCCAGCAUCCAAAUCUAUUUAAAUGGGUACCAAUACGGAAAGUUCAUACCACACAUCGGACCCCAGACGCGCUUCCCGUUCCCACCCGGAGUCAUCAACAACCAAGGAAAGAACACUCUUGCUCUUAGUGUCUGGGCAGAGACGGACGCAGGUGCCAAACUCGACACUGUUUCGUUGUUCGCAUAUAAUGUCUACCAGACAUCCUUUAACUUUGCACAGGAUUUCAGCUAUCUGCAGCCGGAGUGGACGAGCAAGAGAUUGCAAUAUGCAUGA
Aureobasidium pullulans EXF-150 is the source of this 2994-nucleotide messenger RNA. RefSeq lists its product as uncharacterized. Bases 1 to 2994 code for a protein of 997 amino acids. Lineage: Eukaryota; Fungi; Ascomycota; Dothideomycetes; Dothideales; Saccotheciaceae. Gene Ontology annotation, cellular component: vacuole. Gene Ontology annotation, molecular function: beta-galactosidase activity. The transcript is spliced from 8 exons. Gene Ontology annotation, biological process: carbohydrate metabolic process. The record is from RefSeq and is a predicted model, not a curated record.